AUGAACUCUGUACCUCCUCGACCCCGACCCACUCUGCUGUCGGCCGGCCUAUGGUUACCCUCGACCGCACGUCGUGCAGAUCCAAUUUCGACGCCCUCGCUGUCAGGUGGACUCGGGAUUCUAGGUUUAUGCAUAGUGGGUAUGAGGACGUUAGGGCUUUGCUCUGCUGCACGUUCUACACACUCGCCAGUCAGCACAGCUGCUUCGAUUGUGUGCUGGGCACUGGCCGCUGGGAUUCCACAAUGGCCACGAGGAGGGGGUCCCUGUAAUCUGUAUAAGCACUUCAGACCGCGCCAUUCGACUAGGGCAAAUAACUAUCGCAGAGCCAUGGUCUUCGAGCGUGACCGGCGCAAUGCGCAUCUAGCUCGCAAUUUCUUUUCACUGGUCCCCUCCCGUCCGCCGGCUCAGCCCCAUCUUGUCUUGAUGGAUUACGGAGACCUGGACCACUUCUACCCCUGA
Aspergillus tubingensis is the source of this 459-nucleotide messenger RNA. RefSeq lists its product as uncharacterized. Bases 1 to 459 code for a protein of 152 amino acids. The record is from RefSeq and is a predicted model, not a curated record. The transcript is spliced from 2 exons. Lineage: Eukaryota; Fungi; Ascomycota; Eurotiomycetes; Eurotiales; Aspergillaceae.